Messenger RNA from Gregarina niphandrodes, 6180 nucleotides. Its product is annotated as DNA polymerase. Lineage: Eukaryota; Apicomplexa; Conoidasida; Eugregarinorida; Gregarinidae. Gene Ontology annotation, molecular function: DNA binding; DNA-directed DNA polymerase activity; single-stranded DNA 3'-5' DNA exonuclease activity. Gene Ontology annotation, biological process: leading strand elongation; nucleotide-excision repair, DNA gap filling; mitotic cell cycle. The coding region runs from base 1 to 6180 and encodes 2059 amino acids. The record is from RefSeq and is a predicted model, not a curated record. The transcript is spliced from 8 exons. Gene Ontology annotation, cellular component: epsilon DNA polymerase complex.
AUGCGGCAAACCAUCCGCCGCAACCAGGAACGCGAGGGAUCGGUGUUGAGGCAAACAAAGCAGGACGUGCGAGACGAAGUUUCGUCUUACGUGAAACGGUUAAUCGAUAGCGACACAACUUACUUAAUCGACUCUAUUUAUGAGCAUGACAUCGACAUCGCGACAGCGUACAUGAUCGAUAGGGACAUUCGGUGCGGAAAAUGGUAUAUGAUAGACAGCAAUCCUGAGGAUAAAGAUUUUCCUAUUAUAAGCUCUGCUGGAGAAUCCUGGAAAUCAAAAUUGCCUCUGUUAAGAAUCCUGGCAUGGGAUAUAGAAACGCAUAAGGCGCCUUUGAAGUUUCCACAGGCGGAAAUUGAUCCGGUGAUGUCUAUCUCGUACUAUACCAACCAGGGAGGUUAUCUGUUGGUUAAUCGACAGCAUUUUUCGCGAGACAUUGCCGACUUUACUUUCCAGUUCAAAUCUGAGUUCAAGGUUUACAACUUCGAUGAAGAAAAGACGCUCUUGAAAUUCUUCCUGUGGCAUGUUCAGUGUGUUUGCAACCCACACAUCUUGGUCACCUACAACGGAGACAGCUUUGAUUUCCCCUACGUCAUGGAAAGAUGCACAAGAAACGGCCUCUCGCUCAAGGAUACUUGGGGCUUUCAAUGUACAGAACUCCCCAAUAUGAAGACCCAAUUCACCUCACCCAUCAUCCUACACAUCGACUGCCUCAAGUGGGUGGAAAGAGACUCGUAUCUACCCUGCGGAUCCCGGGGUUUGAAAGCUGUGGCUAGAGCCAAACUACGGUACGAGCCUCGAGAAGUCGACCCAGAGCUUAUGGUUGAAUACUGCUGGACCAAGCCCCAGAUUAUGGCGGAGUAUUCUGUUUCUGACGCGUUGGCCACCUACAAGUUGUAUACACAAUACGUACAUAACUUCACCCUGGCCUUGUCCAGUAUAAUUCCGUUGGUCCCUGACGAUGUCUUACGUAAAGGUUCUGGUACGUUGUGUGAACAUUUGUUAAUGGCUGAGGCUUAUCACCGGAACAUUUUGAUUCCGAACAAAUCGGUUCAAGAUGAGGAGAACUGGAUGGACGAGAACACGCUGCUGUUUAGCGAGACGUAUGUGGGCGGUCAGGUGGAGCAGUUGAGAUCUGGCAUUUAUCGGCAUGACAUCCCUGAGCAGUUUGUGUUUGAUUCUGCGAUUGUGGAUGAGUUGGUGGAGAACUUGGACUACACGUAUGAGGUGUGGUUGAAGCACGAAGUGAUGGAUAGUUCGCGAGUGAUCCUGGGUACGAAUUGGGAGAGUGAGGUGAAGCGUAAGAUCUGUGAGAGACUAAUGAGUUACCGUCUUGCGCGCGAUUUGAAAGUGGAGCCGUUGAUUUACCACAUGGACGUGGGAGCGAUGUAUCCAAAUAUCAUAUUAAGUCAGCGACUGCAGCCCUAUAGCAUAGUGGAUGAGGAAACGGAUUGCUUCCAUUGUCCGUACUACAAGGAAAGAGCGCAGUGUCAACGGCAGCUAAAGUGGCGAUGGAAGGCUGAGAAGUACAAUCUGGAUCGGGCUUUGGUACGGACAAUCAAUGAUCAGCUGCGAGUAGAGCGGUUUCCCUUGGCCAAAUUGAAUGGCGAGGUCGUAAUGACGACUUAUACUGAGUUGCCUUUGCGGGAACGUCGCGAGAUUCAGACGGCGAGAUUGAAACAGGUGGCAGCAAAAACGAAUAAGAACAAAUUCAAGACCACUUUGGAGAAGAGUAAGACGAGCUUCGUCUGUCAAAGACAGAGUUCUUUCUACGUGGACACAGUGCGUGAUUUUCGAGAUCGAAGACUCGUGUAUAAAAGACUUAAAAAAGUUGCUGAGAAAGAACUUAGCGAAUGCUCCGUAGAUCAGAAACAGGACAAGGAGGCAGCCGCAAUCACCUACGACUCGCUUCAGCUCGCCCACAAGUGCAUCCUCAACUCGUUUUAUGGCUACGUCAUGCGCAAGGGCGCGCGUUGGUACUCACUCGAAAUGGCCGCUAUCGUUACACACACUGGGGCCACCAUCAUCCAGAUGGCGCGGGACAUCUGUGCCGGCAUCGGCAUUCCCUUGGAACUCGACACCGACGGGGUCUGGACGCUCCUACCUAAAGGCUUUCCCGACACGUUCGAGAUCGAAGUCCAGAUUGCUCAAGAGGAAGACGGACAUGUAGAGAACGCCUGUAUGAAGAAUGGACCCCCGGAAAACGGACAACCGGGGGGGCAGGGGGGUGAAAUAGAGGGACGGGUGCGGACAGUGAGCAAGACAUUCAAGUUCAGCUACCCAUGCUGGAUGUUGAACGCGAUGGUGGAGAAGGCGUGGUUAAACGAUCAAUACCACACGUUCGACAGAGCGAGUCAAAAGUUCAAGUUGUCCAGUGAGAACUCGGUUUUUUUCGAGAUCGACGGGCCGUACCGCGGUAUGUUUCUGCCGGCGUCAGAGAAGGAAAAUCAGCAGUUGAAAAAGCGGUACGCGGUGUACGAUUUUGACGGAACUAUCUGCGAGCUAAAAGGUUUCGAGCUGAAGCGUCGCGGCGAUUUGGAGUUGUUAAAGAUCUUUCAGGAGUCCGUUUUCCCUUCGUUCAUUUUGGGCCAUGACAAAUCCGAGUGCUACCGCGGCGCGGGUGCGAUUGCCGAUAAUUGGAUGGCAUUUGUGAGGACGAAGGGCCGCAAGUGCAGUGACUUUUCCACUGUAUUGCGCUUGCUAGCGGAAAGUACCAACAUGUCCCGACCGGCUUCGAAGGCCGGCGACUACAAGUCAAUGGGAAUCACAACUGCCUUCCGACUCACCGAGUGCUACAACGAUGAAACGUACAUCAACGAUUCCGGAAUCCGCUGCACUUAUGUCAUCCUCAAGUACCCCAUCGGACUACCCCGAACCCACCGAGCAGCUCCCAUCUCCAUAUUCUCCGCCGAACCGCAAACCCGAGACUACUGGCUCACCAAAUGGGCCCAGUCCAACGACACGCUGUCCAACCUCCUCCAAAAGGGCAGCUCGACCAAAGGCGUUACCAAACUAGACGGGUCCGGACCAGCGGCUGUUGCGGCAGCUUGCGACGAGAGGUUGCGAGACCUCAUCGACUGGGACUACUAUGCCGAACGACUGCAAACGACGGUGCAAAAAAUCGUCGUGAUUCCCGCGCUCCAACAGAAGGUCGGGAACCCUUGCGUUGUACCGGCACCCGCUUGGUGCAACAUCGCAGACCUCUCACGGCAGCUCAACCUUCGCGAAUUCGUGAUCAAGGGACAACGCAGUGCCCUUUCGCAGGGCAAAGACUCCUUCUCGAAACUUGGCAUCCCCGAAAGGGACACCAACUGCGAGAAAGGCACGGACUGGGAAGUGGGCAUCGACUGCGAGAUGGGCACUGACUGGGCAAACGAGCAGUCGCCUGUCGAGCAGUCGGCUGUCGAACACUCGCCUGUCCAUACCUCACCGAACGAAAACACGGUUCCGGCAAACACGGCGAGGACUCUAACUGGUGAACGCGGCGACAACCUGGACCAACUAGGUGCGAGGCCGUGGCAGCGGUGGAAGCACUGCUGGUCUUCUUUGGGGGUAGCCUCUUUGUGUUUGCGACGGCAGCCGGUCCUGAACCGCCAGGAUCUCUUCGAUAAGGGCACCUUCUGGCUGGAGGAUAUCGUGAUUUCGAUGGAGAAUGAGCACCACGCGUUGGUCAGACAUCCCGCAGUAAACACGCUGUACAAAGUUCCCAUUGUGCUUAACCGUAAGGUAUUGCUUCUGGGUGAGUUCCGACCGGUGCCCUCUCUUGGGGAAAUAAUCGAUCGACGCGGUUCAGUAGCUACAGGAAGUCGACACGACGGUCGUGAUUUUAUGGGAGAUCGCGACUCUGUCGGAGGUGGAGACUUUCCCCCUGCGGGCGGUUCAGGAGCGGGUCUUCGUCGACCGAGAAGAGGGAGCAUUGGAGUUCAGGAGCACGGUUGUACUGUGGACGCUAGCCACUACUCAGUCGACGCACUGCCCACCAAGGUGAACAUUUUGGGAUUUAAGAAGCAACCGGACUUGGUCAGUGUACUGACGCGAAGUUAUUCGUAUAAUCCCCGACUGGAAACAGCGUUGCUGGAAGAGCCGUGCGUAGCAGACUGUCGGGACCACGCCCGGGUAGCCGUCGACUUGGAACGAACAAAACGAAAUUACUUGGACUUGCACUCCAGACUGGUCGAGCUAAGCUUGCGCCCUACCAAUGACGGACGGUACUUGAUCAUCAACUCUAACAACCGUGUGGAAUUCAAGGACCUCCACCAUGAGCUCUCUUGGUUCUUCGAUGCCUUCCUCACUGUCACUGGUGACCAGGGCUUCUGGAUCUCCACCUCAAUCGACAACACACGCAAACCGAGGAUACUUACCAUCAUCACGGGACAAACGGAAAAGAUGCCCCAAAUGUUUCUACUGGCUGUCAAGUCCGUGGGUGCGGCGUACGAGAACAUGGAGGCGAUGGUACGGGACGCGAGUGCGCGCCUGCGUACGGCGCGGAACCGAUCGGUACUGCGGACGGUGUGUUUGUCUGAGUCGCUGCGGUGGGCGUUGUCUCCGGCAAGUUUGGACUGCGGCGUGCCCUGUCUGACUCAGGUCACCUACGUUGCAGACUACGAAUCGCGCGAUAUUACCCUAGAUCUUCACAAUCGGACUUUGAGCAAGUUUGCGGGAUUGUAUCAGCGGACUCUUCGACGGCUGAGUGGGCCGCUGAGCAGUCCAUUGCGGACGGUGUUAUCGGCGAGUACGAGUGACGGCGUGGCGAGUGAGUGUCGCGCGGUUCUGUGGCGGGAGUCUGUCUUCCCGCGGCAUGUGGGCUCGCAUUUGACCGAGGCGAGUCCGCUGUUGCCGAACUUUGACCGACUGGCCGACUUGAGUCGCACCCUGGCCGUGCUUUCUGCGUUGCUGAAUGAGAAAAUGGAGGACUUGGCCUACGCAGAUGGCGUCCUGCAUUACCUGACCACUAGCCGAGAAGUACAGGAGGCAUACGAGCAGCUGUGCUGCACCUGGUUGCCUCUGUGGCAGCGACGACUAGUGAAUCAGUUAAGCGCGGCAGUCGGGCGCACGCGCCGCCAGCCGCGCAUUUUGGAGUUGAACGACUCGGGUUUGCUCAUUGAGAUUCCGACACUAAAAGAAGACGACGCGAUCCUCGCUGCCAAGGCACUGAUCGGGCUGUGGAACAGAGAGUCAAUGUCGAACAAGCUAUUCAAAACGGACGCCUGCUCGGUUUUCAAGCACGGACUCAUCCUCGACCCUUGCAACAAAUGCUUCCUCAAUAACGACGGAGAGAUUGUCGUCUAUGAUCUGCCCAUUUUGGAACAGUUCCCCGACCGACCGCGACGGAUGCUUGAAGACCUUGUCAUUCAGUUUCUCGAACUCCCUAAGUCGUGUCACUCCUCCCGCCGUGAGCGAGCUGCUGGCGUGGGCGAAGACGCAGAGCCGGAUGCGACUCAUAGUAGCCAAGCUGGAUGGCAUGAGUCGGAUGCGGCCGCGACCCAAGCGGGCUGGUAUGAAUCUUUGAGUCACGCGCAGUUUGUCGAGCACAUCACGGAAUUCGUGGGGACGACGUGGUACCGGUUGGUGGACGAGUUUAUGGCCAAGUUUGCGAUGCCGCCGGUGGCUGAGGCGUUUCCAGCAUGUGUACAAGAUUCUGCCUCCACGCCGUGUUACUCGUUGGCUUUGGGGCUGCUGGAAUGUCUGACAAGGAAGGACGAGUGUGCCUUCAACCGCCUGCCAGGAGACGAGGGGGAGACGACGCCUGCGGCCUUGUUCGAAGACUUGCUGGCCUCGCAGGCGCAGCGGCAGUUCGGCAGCGUCGUGGGCGUCGUCGUGACCAACGUACGGUGUGCCAGCUGCAACAGCCACAUCAGCCAAACCGCGUCCUUCGAAGGCGUGCCCGUGUGCCCCCAAUGUCUACACGCAUUCAGCGACGCCGAAAUCGAAAGCAAGCUGGUCCAAUACUUCGAACUACUCUACGUCGCCCACUCCCUCCAACAACUCAAAUGCAGCACGUGCCACAAAGUCGCCAGAGUCCGCUGCUCUAACUUCUGUCCAGUCUGCGGCGGCCAGUACACACACAACCAAAACCUUCCCGGACUACUCACCGCCGGAAAAAUCUUGCUCGCAUACGCCACCCAAAACGACUGGUCGUGGCUGGCCGCAGUCGUUGAACAGGCACUCAGCAUGAUCCUGUAA